This is a messenger RNA of Cantharellus anzutake, 831 nucleotides long. RefSeq lists its product as uncharacterized. The transcript has 8 exons. Lineage: Eukaryota; Fungi; Basidiomycota; Agaricomycetes; Cantharellales; Hydnaceae. The coding region runs from base 1 to 831 and encodes 276 amino acids. The record is from RefSeq and is a predicted model, not a curated record.
AUGCGCUCCUUUGCUGUACUUCCUCUCCUCACUCUCGCUCUUGGUCUCCUCGCCCGGGCUGCACCUGCAGACAAUGAUUGCAAGCCUGGCUCGGCGUGCAGUUCCCCGUCCGACUCCGGGAUCCUUGCGGCUGGCCUGUCGCUCUCGGAUCGAGUGACUCCCCCCAAGCUCACCAAUGCUCAGCGUUUCGCGUGUGGAUUGCCGCCUCUCCCCCCCAAGAGGCUCUGGGUUUCCCCCACUCGUAGGGACCCGGUUCCUAGUUCAGUCAAUUACCGCGCUGCCAUCCAAGUCAUUCGGCAGGAUGACGGUGCUCUUCUUGGGUACAUCUCGCGGACCUCACAGGGCCGGGAGCGGCAUAAAUAUGUCGAAGAUGUUACCGACGCCCUUAUUGUCGGUUUUACAUUGACCGCUGGCGCUACGAGUGCUACUGGGAUAGACCUUAUCACCGAGAACUCGGAUAUCCCCAACUAUGUCUAUCUCGGUCUUGUUCAAGGUAGCGAUGACACCGACUCGGUUCUUCAAUCUGGCAGCUAUCAAUAUGUCUAUCUUGCGAACACGAACCCAACCCCUGCCAACUCGCCUCCUCAAACUGUUGGCAACUCGUACACCCAGGCCACUGGCGUUUCGCGCACCUCCGAAUCUGCCGUUUGGUCCGUCAAUGUUGUUGCUCUUUCCCUUGUUCCUAUUUGGACAAAUCCCGAUGGAAUUUCGGCGACGACUGAACUGUUCGCCCAGUCAAAGAAUUUGUACGCGGGUGGUGACUCAGCUCAGUACAAUAGCCGCUACCCUGCUCCGCUCACCCUCUGCCGUCUUCAGCUCCUUCUUAUGUAA